Messenger RNA from Oncorhynchus keta (chum salmon), 1162 nucleotides. RefSeq lists its product as uncharacterized. The transcript is spliced from 4 exons. Bases 164 to 1129 code for a protein of 321 amino acids. NCBI's taxonomy places the organism in Eukaryota, Metazoa, Chordata, Actinopteri, Salmoniformes, Salmonidae. The record is from RefSeq and is a predicted model, not a curated record.
UUUCCUGAAGUCAUUGUCUAUGAAGGUAUCUUUACAUUUCCUGUAGUCAUUGUCUAUGAAGGUAUCUUUACAUUUCCUGUAGUCAUUGUCUAUGAAGGUAACUUUACAUUUCCUGUAGUCAUUGUCUAUGAAGGUAUCUUUACAUUUCCUGUAGUCAUUGUCUAUGAAGGUAUCUACAUUUCCUGUAGUCAUUGUCUAUGAAGGUAUCUUUACAUUUCCUGUAGUCAUUGUCUAUGAAGGUAUCUUUACAUUUCCUGUAGUCAUUGUUAAUGAAGGUAUCUUUACAUUUCCUGUAGUCAUUGUCUAUGAAGGUAUCUUUACAUUUCCUGUAGUCAUUGUUAAUGAAGGUAUCUUUACAUUUCCUGUAGUCAUUGUCUAUGAAGGUAUCUUUACAUUUCCUGUAGUCAUUGUUAAUGAAGGUAUCUUUACAUUUCCUGUAGUCAUUGUCUAUGAAGGUAUCUUUACAUUUCCUGUAGUCAUUGUUAAUGAAGGUAUCUUUACAUUUCCUGUAGUCAUUGUCUAUGAAGGUAUCUUUACAUUUCCUGUAGUCAUUGUUAAUGAAGGUAUCUUUACAUUUCCUGUAGUCAUUGUCUAUGAAGGUAACUUUACAUUUCCUGUAGUCAUUGUCUAUGAAGGUAUCUUUACAUUUCCUGUAGUCAUUGUCUAUGAAGGUAUCUUUACAUUUCCUGUAGUCAUUGUCUAUGAAGGUAUCUUUACAUUUCCUGUAGUCAUUGUCUAUGAAGGUAUCUUUACAUUUCCUGUAGUCAUUGUCUAUGAAGGUAUCUUUACAUUUCCUGUAGUCAUUGUCUAUGAAGGUAACUUUACAUUUCCUGAAGUCAUUGUCUAUGAAGGUAUCUUUACAUUUCCUGUAGUCAUUGUCUAUGAAGGUAUCUUUACAUUUCCUGUAGUCAUUGUCUAUGGAGGUAUCUUUACAUUUCCUGAAGUCAUUGUCUAUGAAGGUAACUUUACAUUUCCUGAAGUCAUUGUCUAUGAAGGUAUCUUUACAUUUCCUGUAGUCAUUGUCUAUGAAGGUAUCUUUACAUUUCCUGUAGUCAUUGUCUAUGAAGGUAACUUUACAUUUCCAACUGAGGACUCUUCCCACCACUGGUGUGUCUGUGUGAUCUCAUAGGGAUCAGCACGUUGGGCCUCUACAGAAUAGGAG